Molecule: messenger RNA, 456 nt
Organism: Acanthamoeba castellanii str. Neff
Lineage: Eukaryota; Discosea; Longamoebia; Acanthamoebidae
Product: thioesterase family domain containing protein
Exons: 3
Coding region: 1-456 (151 amino acids)
Source: RefSeq, a predicted model, not a curated record
AUGUGCUUCGGGUGCUCCACCCACAACGCGGCCAGCCUGGGCCUGCGCUUCUAUUACGACCAGGAGCACGAUGAGGCCGUGAGCUUCUUCAGCGCCUCCUCGGCCCACUCCAGCUUCCCGGGCGUGGUCCACGGAGGCAUCAUCUCCGUCCUUGCCGAUGAGGUCGCCUACUGGGCUCUUCAACUUCAGGCGAAGCGGCCAGCCCUCACCACGCGGCUGGACGUGCGGUACCUCCGACCGGCUCGUGUGGGGAGCACCCUGGAGGUUCGCGCCAAAGCCAAGCCCGCUGAGGCCAAGCAGGCAACCGUGGCGGUCCGGGUGCUGGACGAGAAGCAGCAGGUGUGCGCCCAGGCCACGGUCACCUACGCUCUGGUGGCCCAGGCCGCCAUGAAGGCGGUGCUCGGUCCUGUCGUGGAGACCUACUCCCGGUGGGCUCAGGAGACGACGCCUCAGUGA